Molecule: messenger RNA, 261 nt
Organism: Bipolaris victoriae FI3
Lineage: Eukaryota; Fungi; Ascomycota; Dothideomycetes; Pleosporales; Pleosporaceae
Exons: 1
Coding region: 1-261 (86 amino acids)
Source: RefSeq, a predicted model, not a curated record
AUGGCGAGGAUUCAGCGUAGGGAGGUGGCAUGGCUGUCUCACUCUUUCAAUAGUUCUCAAAGGAAUUUACAGUUUCAGUGUCGGACCUUCCACACAAAGGUCAAACGCCGGCACAGAUUCGGUAAUUCCACAGCUUGGAGGUUGGGUUCGCGCUGGUGUGCCCGAACGGGAGGCUGGCUGGAGGUCUGGGCACUUUGGCUUUCACCUGCUGUCCGUGCGCUGCAGGCGCCUUGCAUACAUCUGGCCGAUAAAAAGACCUAA